AUGACGCAAGACGUAACUUUAGCCUCGUCUGGGUUUCGAUCAAAGUCGAUCACACUAUUUGAAAGGUUCAAGAUGAAGGCUGACAAGUGGAUCUUCCUUUUGCCGCUGUUGCUGAUUUUUGUGUCUUCACAAGAACUCGGCGCUCAACUUGGGUCAUCUGUGCUCUUGCCAUGCAAUUCUAUAAAAAGUAACCUUAGCGAGGUUAAAUGGGUCCAAAUCAAUGAAGUGGCUGAUGAGGUGGCUGUGGUGGAAUUCUCAUCUGAUGGCCUGUUAAAGUUCCUGGGCCCCAGACAUGGCCGAGUGAAAGCCUUUCCAAUCCAGGCCUCACAGGGAAACUACUCCAUCCGCAUUGAUGAUCUACGACCUACUGAUCUGGGUGUUUACCAAUGCCAAUUCAGGGAUACGUUUUUUGAAGUGGAGUUGUAUCAGGAAAAAGACGAGCUGCCGGUGAUCUACAUCUUUGCUGGCGUGGCCUGCGCCCUCCUGCUGCUGUGCUGCCUGGGCGGCUACUACUUACAGAAAACAUGUUGCUCUGGCAAGAAAACACAAGGAAAUGCCAACAACCCUGCGAUUUCCAGCAUUGAGGGUGCCAGUGCUCCACCUCAGGAACUAGAGCCAGUAAAUGAUGAACACCGCAUAGAUCCUGCAGGUGGAGACUUUCAUGUCCUUGUUUAUGAAAACGAUGACCAAUACCUCGCCUGCGCCGAUCCAAACAGAAGCCACGUUGGUUUGCCGAGGGGGUCGCAGCACCCUGGCGUCCCUCAGCCUGGUCAAAGCACCGGGGGGAUUUAUCCGAACCUUAACGAACUCAGGUUUGAACGGGUGGAAAGUCAAAGGACGAGACAGAGAUUCCACAUAGACCUCAUCAGCAGGUUGCGGCAAGCAAGUUUCAAUCGACAUUUUUACGUUAACCAGCGUGAGCUCAGCAAGUCACACGCCAUGGCAACAAGGCCGGAGAAUGGAAAAGCAGGCAUGGGGAGGAAGAAAGCCAAAGACAGCUUCGAUUACAAAAACCCCAUUUACAACCGGGGCACAGUGGAGCUCAACCAACUGUAG
This is a messenger RNA of Menidia menidia (Atlantic silverside), 1056 nucleotides long. Lineage: Eukaryota; Metazoa; Chordata; Actinopteri; Atheriniformes; Atherinopsidae. The record is from the annotation of a GenBank genome assembly.